This is a messenger RNA of Larimichthys crocea (large yellow croaker), 1782 nucleotides long. Its product is annotated as butyrophilin subfamily 3 member A3. The coding region runs from base 208 to 1404 and encodes 398 amino acids. Gene Ontology annotation, molecular function: protein binding. NCBI's taxonomy places the organism in Eukaryota, Metazoa, Chordata, Actinopteri, Sciaenidae. The record is from RefSeq and is a predicted model, not a curated record. The transcript is spliced from 10 exons.
UGACGAAUCUCUUUCGUCACAGGCGGGGAAAACCGAGCCUCCCCGACAAGCCGAUUCUCAGUCGGGUAUGUAAACAAGGUCAGGCACUGCAGCACACAGACUAAACACUUUGUGCAGCGGGCGGCUGCUCAGUUUCAACGCGAGAGAAGAAGACAACUUCUUCACCAAGCCACUGAGGACAAAGGACUCCAUUACACAGCAGCCAAGAUGAUGCAGUGUUUUCACUUCAUGGUGGAGCCGGCCAAAACCUUAACGGCCAAGAUUAAGGAAUCACACAAGAGAGCGCAGAAUGAGAAGAGGGAGCCUCUGGAUGAAGAUCAGCUGUUUCUGGUCGAUCUGGCUAGAGAUCUCAGCCGAGUGUGUCAGAGAUCAGGAGUCCUAGAGCACAUCUGGAACCUGGACGACACCUGGCCCACCUCUCUCUGCAGGGCCUUCAUCAUACUUUGGGCCUCCAUGUUGGAGAGCAAGAAGAGGCCCAUGCAGACAGAUGGUUGGCCCGAGGUGGAUCAGGGCAAACAGCCUGAUCUGAUCAAAGAGGAGGACCUGCUGCAGGCCAAAAAUGUGAUCCUCACCUGGAUCAAAGACCUGAGAGCUCAGCCCGAGCAAAGCGUCUGGCCCGGGGAGCCCGUGGCAAAGGUUCUGGAGGACCUGCAGUCGGCCUGGCGUUGGGGCCGUGCGCCCAAUCUGCUGACUGCCAUGGAGCUGGUGAUGUGGACUUUAAUGGUGCAGCGCCCAGAUAAGGACACCAUACCGCAGCAGUGGCUCAUGUGGAAGCAGAAGACUCAGAAGAUUGGUGCCAUAUCCUACAUCCCUCAACCAGUGUGGGACUGGAUCUCAGACGCUGCAGUGGAGGUGACUCUGGAUCAGGACACAGCCAAUCCUGAUCUGCUCAUCACCGACGAGAAGAAGAUGCGCUGUGGCUUUGAGAGGAAGGAUGUCCCCAACUACCACCAACGCUUCGACGGCUGGUGGUGCGCCGUCGGGUUGGAGGGCUUCACAUCCGGGCGCCACUACUGGGAAGUGGAGGUGGGUGAGCGGGACUGGAGGCUCGGCGUGGCCAAAGAGUCGGCCCUGAGGAAAGGCUUCAAGUCCCUGAACACAGAUACAGGAUACCUGACCCUGCGGCUGGAGAGGGGCACCGAGCUGAAGGCACUCACGGUGCCCUUCACUGCACUCCCACCGGGCCUCAUCCCCCGCAAGGUGGGCAUCUACCUUGACUACGACCGCGGCCAGCUGUCCUUCUAUGACGUGGACAGACACCUCCACAUUUACACCUACAACGAGAGCUUCGAUGAGAAGCUGUUCCCCUUGUUUGGUACAGUGGAGAUCAUCAAGGAUCUGGUGAUCAAGUCUCCAGCAGCUAAGACCCAUUGUCUCUGCCCUGCACCCUGCAUCUGGUCUUGAGUCUCCUUCGGCCAACUCUUCCUUUAAAAUCCAGUAGAUGUCAUAAUAAAGUCUAACUAAUCAGGUUAUGUAACAAUCACUGGGAGGAAUCAGAGAUCCUGAUGUAAAAGACCAUCAUUGUGCUAUUAAAUAGCUCCACUAUGUGACUAUGUGACGCGCUAUGCUGCUGCUGCUGCUACUGCUUUAAUGUGAUCGUUGCACCCUCUUCCUCACUAUAGAGCUGUAGUGCUACUGUUUGCUAACACACACACAUGAUGUAUUUUCAUAUAUUUUAAAGGAAACCUGUAGUAUUACCGUAAUGUAAUGUGCAAUAUUAACCCUGCAUUAAGAAUGCACUUCUGUGAAUAAUAAAUAAACCAAAUCCUCGUCAUGGCUUGA